Molecule: messenger RNA, 236 nt
Organism: Geodia barretti
Lineage: Eukaryota; Metazoa; Porifera; Demospongiae; Tetractinellida; Geodiidae
Source: the annotation of a GenBank genome assembly
UGCCUGCCAAUCAGCACAUGUGCUACUCAGUCCAGGGAGAGCACCAGGUGGAAGUAAUGAGAGAUGUACUGAGAAAAAAGUGGGUACUGGAAGAGCCAGAGAGUUGCAAGUCCCCAUUCCCCUGUUUUGGAGUAGUGCGAGAGGUGGUGGAGGUGGAGAAGGUGUCAGUGACUGUGAGUGUCUGUCAAUUGCAGCCCAUCUGGAGACAGCCCAGACCUAUCAGAGAGACAUAUAAU